AGAAUUUUGACUGGUAUUUUUCGGAAAUUGAAUCAAACCAUUCACUAGAAGACUAGAAGAUCGCUACAGGUUUCGCAAAUGUUUUUAGAAUAAGAACAUGUUCUUGGUACUGGUCUUAGUAGUAUUCAUAGUCGUUUCGCAGCCUUGUUUUGCCAUAGAAAUGAGUGUAACUCGCUCACUGCAGGACAAUUUUUCAGUGAGUAAUUGUAGCUUAUGUGCCAAGUUCAACCAAGCAACUUGCUUUGGUGAAGGCGUCUGUCAGUGUCCUACGAAUGCAUCCACGUUCUUUAUCUACAAACAGAGGUGUGAUUCCUUUUCUAGUUUGAUAAAUGAUAAAGACUGCUUGAGUUGGUCUAGUGACAAGAAUCACCUCGAAGUCAUCGAUCUUACUUCCUCCUCUUCCUCACCAAUCUUCACCACACUCGACUCGUGCAGUGUUCCUCUCGGGAGGACAUUCGAGUAUCUGGGAAGACGAGGACACUGGAUAACGCACAGAUUGCAAGGUGAUGGAACUGUUUUUGGCAUAGAGAGGAAACCAACUCCGCCGCGUAGGAUGUCUUUACAGAUAUUGAAAAACAACGACUUGGUGUCAUUUGCUGGACGGAUCAUUCGAGUAGGUCUUCUGUGUAGAGGAUCUGAAGGAGAAGUAAAUCGUUGUCUGAUCUUGAAGGCUAAAGGAACAAUAUCAGUAAAGGGAAGUAUUAGCCCAUCUCAAGGAAGUGUUCCAACCAUUCAACAUGGCGACAUUAGUACUACAAUAGCAGCUACCAGUAAAAGAAUUACAAAAACUGAAACCAAAGAGCCUACCACACCAAAUAUUCAUUAUAUAGGGCCUCAAAGCAAGCCGCGUUUUACGCCUACUCCCAGUAACUCCACAGUAAUAACACAAGCACAUAUCAACGGUGCUGUCUCCGUAGACAAAACCAACAAGAAAGGCGAUGCAGUCGUUGUUGCAAUCAUAUCUGUACUGGGGGCCAUUGCCUGUGUAUUAGUGAUUGGCGCACUGUUUGCUUGGUUUGUUAUCAAGUAUUAUAAAGGAUUCAGGCAACAAGACCAAAGAAACGCUCCCCAGUCUAUUGUAAUGGGCAACAGUCAAGAUUUACAGAACGUUAUUCCGAUGGCAUCAAUGACAACUGCUGGACGACUUCCUGAACCAGUUUACAGUGAGUUACCUGAUGUGGUCGAAUCUGCGAACCGGAAUCGAUCUGGUGGUCCUACAGAUAUUACUAUUCCAAUUGACAACCAGAAAGACUUUUUCAUAAUCAGAAACCCUAUGCAGUACAACACAUUACCAAGAGCUCGAAAGCUUACAGAUCCUCUUCCAGCAACCCCUAUUCCAGACAGAUCCAGAACACCAGAUUUUCGGCUGACCCACAGAACGACUAGUACCGCAGAUCCUAGCGUCACUAAGACUGCUCAGUUUCUCUCCGAGAUCAGUAAGACUUUACACGCCCCAGUCUUCCAAGAUUUAACAAGACGCAAUAGAAGCUUCACGGAUGCUGAUAGUGAUGGUGUUUUCUUUGAGAAUUUUCCUGCCAAGGUGUUAGUGGUGAAUAUGGUAGACGGCAGAGAGGAGAAUUCGAAGCCCAUAAAUAAGAGUGCGCAGUCUAUUUAUGAAGAUCUUAGCGAGGCGAACAAACAAAGCAGAAUAUCUGUUUAUGAACCUUUGGAGAAAGCCACACUUCAGCCUCCCGAUGUAAGAAAAACAACACUGGAAAGAAUCAACGACACUAAAGAAAAUGCGAACCAACAGAUAGUGUUUUCAGAAGAAUAUUCAGCUGUACCUGAGUAUUACGUCCUUGAGCCCUCGAUUGAACACGAAACGCAUGGUCAUGAAAACUCUCCCACAAACGACCAAAUUGGUUYAGAGAAACUCUAUCUAGACAACGAAGAUAACUCGGGAACCUUACCCGUUGGUGCAGAUUUAAAGGGCCCCUAUUCAUCUCCGAUGACAGGACACCUCGUUCAGAAAGGACCAAAUGAAGAAUGGGACCAAGGCUUUUCUAAUAAGGGACUUGAACAUGAUGAUAAGUCUAUUUUKGAUAAGAAAAGUUUCCAAGCUUCGGAGAAAAUAUUUAAAGACAAUCAAAGCAAUGGAUUAAGUGAAUCGAAAGAUGGCUGCGUCUCACAUGGACUCAGCCAUCGUCGUGGAAGAACUUCAGAAGAAAUAAUUUUGAGACCAAGAGCUAAAAGUUCGGAGUUUUAAGUAGCUAUCAAGUUCGCUAGAUCAGUUUUAUUAGCCAUUCCGAGGUUGAUGGAAAAACUGGGUCGAGCUGAUGGCAUUGCAGUGAGUCUGUUUUAGUUGACAUGUUUCCAAGAUGGCGUCUAUUAUGUUCCCUAAAUCAGCCCCAAAAUGCACUGCAAUGACAAUUCAACUCGGCUUUUCCCUGCAAUUAACCUCGGAAUGGCUAAUAAGUAGAUCUGAAUUCUGCGCUUCCCUUAUUACGUCUUCAUACCAUGCGCUACUACCACAAUCAUCUCCCUUUUUUCUUUUCUUAUUCAAAUGUUUUAGGAUUCUGGAGAAUUCACAAAGAGGAUAUUUUCUAUUGAAAUCAGAAUCGAAAGGAAAACUAUGAAACCGACUACAUGAGUAUUUGUUAAGAAAAAUGGUCUUUUUGCCUCCCGCCUGAAUACAUUGGUUGCCCUUUCUAGACCACGUACYGUUCCCUUUGGGUAUAUAGUUUCUUAAACUUUAAAGCUUGUGGACAUACGUUAUAUGACAUGCCGGCCUCUCGGGGAAGCGUUGGUGCCAUUUAACAAAAGAUUUCUUAUUAGCAUCCAUUGUUAACGGCACCACAAUGGCCG
Messenger RNA from Actinia tenebrosa (Australian red waratah sea anemone), 2805 nucleotides. RefSeq lists its product as uncharacterized. The record is from RefSeq and is a predicted model, not a curated record. NCBI's taxonomy places the organism in Eukaryota, Metazoa, Cnidaria, Anthozoa, Actiniaria, Actiniidae.